CGGCACCGAGCGAGCGUCACAAACGCAAUUUUCAGUUGGUCCCUCUCGGCGCUUGUCCCGUUCUCUACGAGCUUUAUCCGUAACCCACCGCGCGUGUGUCUAUGUGCCUGUUUCACGUGCGUCCAUGUGUCUGUGUCACUUUGUGCGCGUGUCUGUUCUAUGCAACAGCGGAUAUUAGCCUAAAUUGCUCAUUUCGCGCACACGCGUAUGCAUUUGUUUACCAAGUAAAAUGAGUUAAAUUGUGACCGGGGAAGAAACUAGUUGGCCCUGCGAAUUUUGGAUAAAGUGCACACUCACGAAUCGAAGAUAAAUCACGAAUUCGAAACCCAGCACGACUAGUUCUCGGCUUGUUUAUUUAUAUUUUUCUUUUCAAUUUUGAGCGAGAGCGAUUCAAGAACAAAAGUGCAAAGUGAGCUUCGUUUACUCUCGUUAUCCUUUAAACGUUUCUUUUCUCGGUUUUUAUUUCUAUUUUUGUGAAAAAAUCACGAAACAAGUGCUCUUCCAAAGUCCAACAACGCGAAGACGAUCUCGAAGCUUAUUCAAACGGAAAAUACCCUGGAAAAAUGCAUCUACCCGAGGGACCACUUGGCAUGGACAACUUCAGCGCCAUUCACGAUACCCUCAGCGCCUGCCACGGCGAUCUCGUGCAGACCGGAAGUCCUGCUAUACUUUGUACCGCAUUACCUUCGCACUGGAGAUCCAACAAAUCCCUGCCAAUCGCGUUCAAAGUUGUCGCACUCGAUGACGUUAGCGACGGCACUCUCGUCACUAUUCGCGCCGGCAACGACGAAAAUUGCUGCGGCGAAUUGAGAAAUUGUACUGCUGUGAUGAAAAAUCAAGUUGCCAAAUUCAACGAUCUGAGGUUCGUCGGACGCAGUGGGAGAGGCAAAUCGUUCUCACUUACGAUACAAAUUAGCACAAUUCCCUUUCAAGUCGCGACGUACACGAAAGCAAUCAAAGUUACCGUCGACGGACCUCGAGAACCACGCUCCAAGUCGAAUUAUCAAUAUGGACCUGGAUUCCCGGGACUGGGGCUUCUGAAUCCGUGGUUGGAUGCGGCGUAUCUUGGGCACGCGUGGCAUUUGCCUCACCCUGCAUUAGUCAAAGGAACGAUGCCAAUGCCACCUAGCGAUUUAUUCACGCCGCAAUUUACCCCAACGGUGCUUCCAUCCGCGUACUCGUUCGGCGACCAUCACGCGCGAUUCACAGCGUCGGAGUAUGCAGGAGUAGGGAAAAGCACGGAAACGAACAGCAAUGGCGGCCCAGCGAUACCGAACAGUCCAUCAAGAACGCCGCCUCGGAGUCCGAGCGAGAGCGGAAGUGAUUCGACCCCGGAAGAGAUCCGGAGCGCCUUCGUCCCGAUAAAACUGAACACACUUCCGGCAAACGGGGCGCCGGUUAAUCCGUCUUCUUCCUCGCCCGAACGAACGAUACCGCGGAAGCCGACGUCAGGAAUAAAGUGCGAACUCAAGGCACCGACGUCCCUCAUAUCGCAAAGACACACCAACGAAAUCACGAACACGCCGAAGAGGAGUCCGACGACGACGACGACGACGACUAAAAUAUCAUCGACACCUGCCGCAAAACCCGUAUGGAGGCCUUAUUGAACCAAAACCAAAAAAAACCAACUACUUUUAAUUCAAUUGAGAAUUAAGUCAAUCAAAUACCAAAUCAACUAGAAAACGAAGAAAAAUGAAGAAACUUACAAAACCUCAAGCACCCAAAUUUCUAAUGACGAAGCUGAAGAAACUCCCGCUUAAAGGCUAGUGACUUUAUGUGUACGCGCGAGCUGCGGAAGCUAAUAGAGGCUCGGAAUAACCUUCCUAGUGUCGAUUACUAAGCGUUACACAUUCCGCGCCCCCAUCCGACAAAAACCAAUUUCUCCGAUAUUUCCUUUCCCACUUGGAAACCGUUGCUCACUCCUUCCUCUCGACCACUUUUUUCCAUCCUCCAUCUCUCCUUCUCGGUUAUGAAAAAUCGUCCAGUAUCGAUAUCACCGAUAGUGAGAAGGGGCGAAAAAAAAUGAAGAAGCGAAUGAUCGUUGUUGAUGGAGCUUGAAAUAAAUGCCACGGGAAACAACGCAAUUUACAUGCCCGAUACCUCAGCAACGGAAUGGGGUUCAGGUCACGUCUGCAGGGCUGUUUCGUCGCUCGUCCACCGAGUUCUUCAAACUUGUAAAUACUUUCGGUAACUAAAAUCCCGUGUAUAAAAAAAUUGUACAUACGAAAUCGAGCGUCUAACGAAGGGGAAAAUCCAUAGAUUCGACUUUCAGUGUAAAUCUUGUACAUAAACGAAUAUUUAUCGGUGGGACAAUAAUUUUUAGCGACGAUACAAUGUAUUUCAUUAUCACUAUUAUCAUUACCAUUACCAUUAUUAUUAUUAUUGUCAUUAUUAUUGUCAUAAUGAAAUAGGGAAGAAUAAGAGGGGAAGGAAACUCACGAGUAGGGAUACACAAACAAUAAUAAUUUGAGAAACAAAAAUAGUUGAUCGACGAGCCGGAGAGCAAGAGACUGGUACGAAUGAGCGAACGAUUGAGAGAUUACGUUGUGUUAUUGUUGUACAUAUGUGGAAAUUAUCAUGAGAGAUAUCGCAAUUAUUUAAUAUCAGAGAUUUAAUUUAAUGUAUAAAGAGAUGAGUAUAUGUAAUAUAAAGGCGAUGAUGAGAAGAAACGAGAUAAUAAAAAACAAAUGAAAAAUCUAU
This is a messenger RNA of Venturia canescens, 2700 nucleotides long. RefSeq names its product segmentation protein runt (gene run). The coding region runs from base 564 to 1607 and encodes 347 amino acids. Gene Ontology annotation, cellular component: nucleus. The record is from RefSeq and is a predicted model, not a curated record. Gene Ontology annotation, biological process: regulation of DNA-templated transcription. Gene Ontology annotation, molecular function: ATP binding; RNA polymerase II cis-regulatory region sequence-specific DNA binding; DNA-binding transcription factor activity, RNA polymerase II-specific. The transcript has 4 exons. Lineage: Eukaryota; Metazoa; Arthropoda; Insecta; Hymenoptera; Ichneumonidae.